GUUAACUUUGUGUGAACAUACAUUUUACACGUAUCUAGUCGCCACAGUUUUGAAUAAAAGAACGUCACUUGAAAUUCUGGGGUGUUUAUCCAACAACAUUAAUGAUAUUACACAAAUAUCCACAGGUAACUUUUGCAUAUCUUUGAAUUUUCAAAAUGGCCCAAACUGCAGCCUCGACAUGUGAAAUAUGUACUGGUGGACCUGGAGAAUAUUAUUGUCAACAGUGUGAUCAAUUAUUUUGCGGAGGCUGUAAAUUAUCUCAUUUGCGCAUGAAAAUAAGUAAAAACCACACGUUUUUAAGUGGACCAAACAUCAACAAGGAAGAAAAACUAUUUUGUACAGAACAUGAAGAAAUUUUCUUUUUCUACUGUAAUGAUUGUGAUACUCCUGUGUGUAGAAUUUGCUCCGUAGAGAAACAUAGCCGCCAUUUGAUGACAGACCUUACUAAAUCUACUGAAAAACUGAAAUUCGAACUAGUCAAAAACAUCGAAUCAAAAGUAACAAUAUCAAAACUAAACCUUGACAAAAUUGAAAAAGAAACAAAAGCCUACAGUGAGGAAGUCAAAGCAGUCAUCAGAACCAUUACUGAAGAGGGUAAUUACUGGAAGAAAUUGAUCGAUCAAAAAGUAGAAGAUUUUGUUAAGAUAGUCCAUGAUAAGGAACAAAAAGCUGUACAAACUAUGUCUGCACUAACCAAAGUGUAUUGCGGAGUUUUCGAAAGCUGUCAAGAAUGGGGAAAGAAAAUUAAAGAAAUGGAACCAAUAGCAGAUGUACUUUUGUUAAAAAAAUUGAAGAAAAUUAAAACUGAUGUGGACAGCAUAGAAUUAAAGCAAGUUCCCGAAAGGUCUUCUGUGUCAUACAAAAACAAAAAGCCAUCAGGCACAGAAAUAGACAGCCUAUUUGGAGAUUUGCAGUUCAAGGAAGGUAAAGAGUUAAUGGAAAAAAAUGAAAAUCAACAAAAUACCAGGCGGCCACGAAAAAUGCAAAAGAUGUACAAAUACGUUUGUUUCAAUUGUGGAUAUAAGCCGGUUCUAACGAAUGAACCCAUUACAUCGAUGAAUGGUAAAGGUUUGUUUAUGGAGUGCAUAAACAGUUAUUGUUUCGGCUACAAGAAGUCAGUUUGGCAUGAUUUGAUAAAAGAUGCAUAAAACUCCAUCUCGAACCAAGGACGAGAGGAUGCCAUGUCUAUUGGAAAACAACAGUAAAGCUCAUCGUAUGAACCGUUUGCAUUUUAGAGACAAAAAAUAACAUUAAAUAGUUUUUCAAUUUACUGUACCAAAAGACCGUUUCAGCUUUUUAUCAUUGUCCAAUAAAACUCAUGUUUUUCACACAUAAAUAUAUAUUAUAUACUAGAUAUAAAAGACAACUUUUCUUAAAUAUUAUAAAGACA
Messenger RNA from Mytilus trossulus (common blue mussel), 1390 nucleotides. RefSeq names its product E3 ubiquitin-protein ligase TRIM36-like. Gene Ontology annotation, molecular function: zinc ion binding. NCBI's taxonomy places the organism in Eukaryota, Metazoa, Mollusca, Bivalvia, Mytilida, Mytilidae. The transcript is spliced from 9 exons. The record is from RefSeq and is a predicted model, not a curated record. Bases 156 to 1148 code for a protein of 330 amino acids.